AUGUCCUCCCCAUCUCCACAACAAUCCCCUCUCCACAACGAUACAAUCACUCCCACCUAUCUAUACAAUGAAAUCCUGGAUAUGACAUCAUUGUGUCCCUGUCAAAACCCAAAACACACCUUUGCUUUGGUAGACCUUCGGUCGAGUGAAGCCUAUGAACAGAGCCAUUUGCUUACUGCCACGAAUGUUGAUAUCCAAGCCAUUCUGAAGCAAAUAGAUGAAGGCAUUACAGAAUGGGACGAAUUAUUAGAGAAGAAUCCAGGUCUCGAGGCUUUCCAGCAGAGCUUAUUCAAGAAAGCCAACUACUCGAAUCAAAUGUUUAUUGUCUAUGAUCAGACCUCAUCACUACAAGAAACCAUCGAUGCUUUCGCUAGAAAGAUCAUUCCUCUCUUUCCCAGAAGUAUUAUGAUUAAGAGUUUGAAAUCUCUCGAAGGAGGUUUCGAUGAAAUGGUUCGCAAGUACGGAAACGUUAUCUGUUCUGAUUUCGAGUAUCCAGAAACCAUCGAGAGAGAUUCCACUCUUCUACCAAAUGAAAUUGUUCCUGAUUUCCUCUUCUUGGGAGCGUACAUUCAUGCCUAUGUUCCAAAACUUUUAGAAUCCCUCAAAAUUAACAAGAUUGUGAACGUUACACCCGAACCACAUGAAGACCACAUACUGCAGACGUUUGGAAAUUAUCAAAUUCAAAUUGUGGAUCACCAAUCCAUGGAUAUUAAGCAGCACUUCUCGGAAGCAAUUGAGUUCAUUAAGGAAUGCAAAAAGAACGGGGAACGAGUAUUCAUUCACUGUCAAAAGGGUAUUUCCCGAUCGGCUUCUAUUGUUCUGGCAUAUCUUGUCGCUGCUGAAGGUCUUACGCUGCAGCAAGCUUACAAUCAUACAAAACAAGCACGUAAAUUUAUCAAGCCAAACAAGGGAUUUACGAAUCAAUUAGGCCAAUUUGAAAUGGAGCUGAACCCUUCCCUCACUAAACCAACCUAUCGAGAAGAAGCCUCAUCAUGCCUGGAGAGAUCUCGGAGAAGACAAGUGCUCUACUAA
Messenger RNA from Naegleria fowleri, 1032 nucleotides. RefSeq lists its product as uncharacterized. Gene Ontology annotation, biological process: protein dephosphorylation. Lineage: Eukaryota; Heterolobosea; Eutetramitea; Acrasida; Naegleriidae. The record is from RefSeq and is a predicted model, not a curated record. Gene Ontology annotation, cellular component: cytoplasm. Bases 1 to 1032 code for a protein of 343 amino acids. The transcript has a single exon. Gene Ontology annotation, molecular function: protein tyrosine/serine/threonine phosphatase activity.